AUGAGUGACAAUGCUGGAAAAGGGAGAGCAUCAGAAAAGAGGAAAAAGCAGAAAAGCAGGAAAGCAGGGGAGAGUUCCCAGGUGGAAGAUGAAUUCAAAGAACUGUCUAUCUACUUCCCUAAAGAGCAAUGGACAGAGAUGGGAGCCUGGGAGAAAACCCGCUACAGGAACAUAAAGCGAAACUAUGAGUUUAUGGUUGAGCUAGUUAAAACCUUCAGGCCACCAUGUAAAUCUGGCAGUUUGAAACAGGAAAAAAAGAAAAGGCAGAACAUCAGUCAAAAUGAAAAGAAAGUGCUGGAGAAGGCCUCUGAGAAUCAAACGGACACUGAGAAAUUGAACAAAAAUUCAGAUGUGGGCACCAGAAUCCCUGGCACUAAUGUUGUUGAUCUGAAAACUGAUCUACCCAGGUUAGCAGCUUCUAAAACCCCAGGGCAGAGCACCCAAGUUAACACGUACAGCUUACGAAAGAGAGAGAAAAAAGUGUAUGUUGAAAUAAAUGAACCACAAGAUGAUGAUUACUUAUUUUGUGAGGCUUGCCUGACAUUCUUCAUUGAUGAGUGUUCGGUUCAUGGCCCUCCAGUUUUCAUCAAAGACUCAAUAGUAGAAACAGGACAGGAAAGGAGAGCAGCUCUCACUUUGCCCCCAGGGAUGAGAAUUGGGCUUUCGAGUAUCCCACAGGCUGGGCUUGGAGUCUGGAAUGAGGCAGGCACCCUGCCGAUUGGAGUUCAUUUUGGCCCAUACGACGGAAGGAUAACAGAGGAGGAGGAGGCAGCCCAUAAUGGUUAUUCUUGGCUGAUCACCAAGGGAAGAAACUGGUAUGUAUACAUUGAUGGAAAGGAUGAAACUAAUGCCAACUGGAUGAGGUAUGUUAACUGUGCUAGGGAUGAAGAAGAGCAGAACCUUGUCGCUUUCCAGUAUCAUGGGAAAAUCUACUAUAGAGUGUGCAGGGCCAUCCUGCCGCACUGUGAGCUUCUGGUCUGGUAUGGGGAUGAAUACGGCAAGGAGCUGGGCAUCAAGUGGGGCACGAGAUGGAAAAGCACAGCGCCACCCAAAGUGCGUGUGCAGGAUCCACACUGCCAUCCAUGUCCUCGCUGCAGGCUGGCUUUCAGCAGCAAAGAUUACCUCAGCCAACACUUGAAGCGUAAGCACCUGCCUACCGAAUUGCAGAGUGAAGAAGACGAAGGUGCUCUGGGAGGGGAAUCUUGUCCUAAAACCAGAGGUCUUUCCUUCCCGGGGGAUCCAGCAUCACAGCAGCUGCCACCAGACCCCAGCUCCCUCCGCAAAGGCACAUGGGGAAAGAAACCACAUUUGCUAGGGCAGAGGGAAGGUGUGGGAGGUAGAGAGGCAUUUGGCUUACCGUCAAACCUGCCUCCACAGCAGUGGAGGGACACAACAGGGGAGCCACAUGCACAGAGCGAAACAGGGGAGGAGGGAUGUGGCGAUCGCAGACAAAAAUAUUCCUGCGGCGAGUGUGGGCAGAACUUCCACAGGCCAUCACACUGGGUUAGACAUCAGCAGAGCCACACAGGAGAGAAGUCUUAUCCUUGUGAUGAGUGUGGGAGGAGGUUCAGCCAUUCCUCCAGCCUCACCAGACACCAGCGCAUCCACAUGGGAGAGAGGCCCUUCCAGUGCCUGGAGUGUGGGAGGAGGUUCAGCUGUUCCUCCAGCCUCACCGCCCACCAGCGCAUCCACACUGGAGAGAGGCCCUUCCAGUGCCUGGAGUGUGGGAGGAGGUUCAGCCAGUCAGUCCACCUCACCGCCCACCAGCGCAUCCACACUGGAGAGAGGCCCUUCCAGUGCCUGGAGUGUGGGAGGAGGUUCAGCUGUUCCUCCAGCCUCACCGCCCACCAGCGCAUCCACACUGGAGAGAGGCCCUUCCAGUGCCUGGAGUGUGGGAGGAGGUUCAGUUGUUCCUCCAACCUCACCGCCCACCAGCGCAUCCACACUGGAGAGAGGCCCUUCCAGUGCCUGGAGUGUGGGAGGAGGUUCAGCUGUUCCUCCAGCCUCACCGCCCACCAGCGCAUCCACACUGGAGAGAGGCCCUUUCAGUGCUCGGACAGUGGGAGAAGGUUCAGGCAGCCAUCAAACCUGACCGGCCACCAACGGACUCAUGCCUAG
Molecule: messenger RNA, 2118 nt
Organism: Gopherus flavomarginatus (Mexican gopher tortoise)
Lineage: Eukaryota; Metazoa; Chordata; Testudines; Testudinidae
Product: histone-lysine N-methyltransferase PRDM9-like
Exons: 10
Coding region: 1-2118 (705 amino acids)
Biological process (GO): regulation of DNA-templated transcription; positive regulation of reciprocal meiotic recombination
Cellular component (GO): nucleus
Molecular function (GO): zinc ion binding; protein binding; histone H3K36 methyltransferase activity
Source: RefSeq, a predicted model, not a curated record